AUGCCGCCCGAACCGCCCAAGAAGGCCAUCGCCUGUGUCCGAUGCAGGCACCGCAAGGUCAGGUGCGAUGGCCUGCUGCCCGCCUGCUCCAACUGCCUCAAGGCUCGUGUGCCCUGCGAGGAGAGCGCCGGCUCCGAGAAGAAGUACAUCCACGAGCUCGAGGCCCGCAUCCGUGAGCUUGAGGCUCGACUCGCGAGCCAGGCCCGUCCAGCGCCGGCAGACGACGCCAGUGCUACCCAAGCUCAUACCCGGCCAGCCACCCCUCGCAUCGGUCCCGAGCAGCCGCUCGCCCAUGAGGUUGGCCUGCUCUCGCUGCAAGCCGCCAGCUCUCCAAAGUAUCUCGGGCCUUCGUCCGGCGUGGCCUUCGCUCGCUUGAUAUUCGCCUCGGCGCCCCACGCCCAGGGACUGUCGACCCGCUUCGCCACCGACCUGCCGCAAUCGCACCUUUCCCAUGUCUCUUCUGCCUCGCAUUUGCCUUCGCUUCCCGAGAUCCACCGCUUCGUUGCUGCCUACUUUGACCAGUUCCAGCACCUGUAUCCCUUCCUGGAUGACGCACUUGUCGACGACCUUGUCGAAAAAUGUCUCGCCCAUCCUUCGCCCGCCACCGAUUCAGACAUGUGCAUGCUUUUCCUCAUCAUUGCCAUCGGCUCCCGUGCCUUGGAGUCACAGCUCGGGGCCGACUUUGCCUCGGCCACCUAUCUCGCCGCCUCCAUCGGCUUUCUAGCCGACAUACCGCUGCAUGAGUCCAUUCAGGCCGUUCAAGUCCUGCUUCUGCUCGUCCUCAGCAGCUUCUGCUUUCCUGGAAGCUUGAAUGCCUGGUUUCUGACCCACGCCAUCCUCGCCAGUUGCUUAGACUUGGGCUUGCAGAGGAAACAGCCUAUCGAAAGGGAUGCUGGCAGGCCGCACCUCAGGUUCGGCGCCACCGUUGCUGCCCACGACACAAGAAGCGGUGUAUUUUGGUCAGCCUACUCGCUCGACCGCACCCUCUGCACCAUCUUGGGUCGCCCGCUCACUCUCAGGGAUGAGGCAAUUGACAUAGAGUUUCCGGGGCAGCAGGGGUCAGACGAGGUCGAUCUCGAUGCCAUCGAGAGUGCUUCCCAAGUUCUACACCUCGUCGAUGAGCACGAUGCCCGUGAGCACCAGCCGAAGCGCAUACGCCGCGAGCAGCCUCCACACGAUGGCUUCUAUGCAGCAAACAUGUCACUUCGAUUCGACCGCAUCGUGGCGGAGGUCAAGUUGAUGAUCCAUCGCGUCGCACAGUCUCCCAAGCGAUUCCCUUGGCCAACUGACUUCGAGAGGUGGCAGAGGGCCGUUCAUGCGUCUUGCAAGGCUCUCUUGGAGCACGCUCGGCAGACAUUGUCGCGGAGAGCGGGCGGCAUUGCCCGUGCCGUGUCAUACCGUUCGAUGCCGUCCAUUGAGCUCAAAUAUCACCAAUGCAUCAUGCUGCUGUACCGUCCCAGCCCAGUAUUCCCCCGGCCUAAGCCCGAGGCACUGGACAUCUGUUUCGACAGCGCCACUGAAACGAUAAGGAUUUACCACGAGCUGCAUCGGUUCGGUCAGAUGAUGAAUUCAUGGCUCACAGGACAUAGCAUCUUUGUCUCGGCCAUUACCAUGCUUUACUGUCUGUGGAUCAGUCCUGCCAUUCGUGCACGAGCGCGAGACACGUUCGGCGAGCAUGCCAAGCGGUGUUCGGAGACACUCGAGGCAUUGGGAAAGACAUGGUCUGUUGCAAAGAACGCGCGAGCUAAGUUUGACCGGUUGGCGGAAGCAACGUCGGAGUCGUGGAAAAGACGCCAAGAGCCAGUAGCUCCUGAGUCUGCAGUUGGACCAGAACAAUCCCGACCGGUCGACACUGAUUGGACAGAGUACAACUUCGAUGGCUCAUUUGAUUCAACCGAUGCAUUUGCCGAUGAGCUGGGCGACAUGAGCGCAUGGUUUGAUCUAGAGUGGUUUGAAACGUACGGUGCGGGCAAUGCGGGAUAG
Molecule: messenger RNA, 1983 nt
Organism: Diplodia corticola
Lineage: Eukaryota; Fungi; Ascomycota; Dothideomycetes; Botryosphaeriales; Botryosphaeriaceae
Product: pyrimidine pathway regulatory protein 1
Exons: 3
Coding region: 1-1983 (660 amino acids)
Biological process (GO): positive regulation of transcription by RNA polymerase II; DNA-templated transcription
Molecular function (GO): sequence-specific DNA binding; zinc ion binding; DNA-binding transcription factor activity, RNA polymerase II-specific
Source: RefSeq, a predicted model, not a curated record